UCGGAUAGACAGGGUGUCUGCCUGCUGGAUCGCUGCCUUUUCCCCUCUUUUCCUCCUCUGGACGCGGAGAUCAAAGAGACUCCCAGCAUCCAACAGCAGAUGGAGGGCUUCCAAAUACCAGCUAAGUCUCAUCACCAGAGACCUCUGCAGCUUUUGGAGUAGUUUAGAGUUUUCUCCUCCACCUGAAGCACAGAAGUGAUAUCUUUUCCUGGUGAAUCUUAAUUUUCUUCUUCUUCUCUUUUGCAGCCUCGUCCUCUGAACUCUUUACCUCCUCCUCCCCCUUUUUUCCCUCUUUCACUCAGCUGUCACUCAGCCUGUCACUCUUUAGGAUAUCCCCUUCCCCUCUCUCUAGGGUUUCAUAAUGCUUCAGGAUCUCAUUCAGAGGCAGGGGUGGAUUUCACCCCGCUGCUUUCUCCUGGUUUGAGAAUCAUGGACGAGUAAUGAGCGGCGCUUGAGUCAACAGACUGUGGUGGGGGGGUCAUGGAAAUAACGAAAGGUCACGGGCCAAAGCCUCAAACUUUGAAUAAAUAAAUACAAAAUACUUUUUAUUAUCAUCUUUUUAGCGGAAGCAGGUUUUUUUGGGGAGUAUUUCUUGGAUCUAUUGUAUUGACAAUCAUGGGAAACGCAGCAGGAAGCAUGGAGGUGCCUCAAGGAAAGGAGGGCAAGGCGGCGGCAUCGUCUGUGGCCCCUCCGGGCUCCACGGGCCCCCAGAGACAAACGGGGCUCAAACUCCCGAUGCCACCCGAGGAGGAACUGGAGCAACGCUUCGGUGCAGUGCUGAACACGAUGAAUCUUCCUCCAGACAAAGUGAAGAUCCUCAGUCAGUACGACAACGAGAAGAAGUGGGACCUGAUCUGUGACCAGGAGCGGUUUCAAGUGAAGAAUCCACCAUCGGCUUAUCUGGAGAAGCUGAAGAGUCACCUUGAUCACGGAGGAGUCAGUCGGAAGUUUAAGAGACGUGUCCAGGAAUCCACUCAGAUCCUCAGAGAGUUGGAGAUUUCCCUGAGGACCAAUUACAUCGGCUGGGCUCAGGAGUUCCUCAACGAGGAGAACCACGGCUUAGACGUUCUUGUGGAUUAUCUGUCCUUCGCCCACAGUGCUGUCACGUAUGAGGCGGACACUUUGGACAACGGCACGGUGCCCACAGAUAAAAAGACCCUGGAGAAGUCCGUGGAGGAUCUGAGCAGAAGUGCCAGCAACUCACCCACUCACAGCGCCUCCAAGGCCAGCAAGGCCUUCACAGUGAGAUUCAACUCUCUCCAAAACAGGAAAGUCCAGAGGAGCUCUCGAGCUGUGAGCCAGACCGACGACGUUCAUCUCUGCAUCAUGUGUCUGCGAGCCAUCAUGAACUACCAGUCUGGGUUCAACCAGGUGAUGAAGCAUCCUCGCUGCGUCAACGAGAUCACGCUCAGCCUCAACAACAGAAACCCGAGGACGAAGGCGUUGGUGCUGGAGCUGCUGGCGGCCGUGUGUUUGGUGAGAGGAGGCCACGACAUCAUCCUGUCCGCCUUCGACAACUUCAAAGAGGUGUGUGGAGAGAAGAGUCGCUUCGAGAAUCUCGUGGAGUAUUUCAGCCAUGAAGACAGCAACAUCGACUUCAUGGUGGCCUGUAUGCAGUUCAUCAACAUUGUGGUCCACUCGGUGGAAAACAUGAACUUCAGAGUCCACCUCCAGUACGAGUUCACUCAGCACGGGCUGGACGACUACCUCGAGAGGUUGAAGUUCACGGAGAGCGACCGGCUGCUGGUGCAGAUUCAGGCCUAUCUGGACAACGUGUUUGAUGUGGGAGCUCUGCUGGAGGAUGCAGAGACCAAGAACGCUCUGCUGGAGCACAUGGAGGAGCUGCAGGAGAACAACACACUGCUGAGCUCCAGGCUUCAGGAGAGCGAGAGGGAGGCGAUGGAGAACAUGUCGGAGAUGGAGAAGAAGCUCAUUCAGACCACAAAAGAAGUGGAGCUCCUAAAGGAGAGUCUCCGUGAAUCCGGCUCCCAGGUGACUCUCCUGCAGCAGCAAGAACGAGAGAGAGAGCUGGAACGUGAGCAGGAGAGAGAGACGGAGAGAGAGAGGGAUCGAUCCACCGAGGCCCUGAGGGAGCUGGAGGUGAAAGUUCAGGCUCUGGUGGAGCAGGGGCUGGUCCGAAUGGAGCGCUCCUCCUCUGGACACCUGGACAUCCAGGUGGUCCCCGUCAUCCAGCAGGAAGCUAAAGAAGAAGCAGAUUCGGGUGAAAGCCUCGAGGCCUCUCCUCCAUCCUCAGACCCUCAGCCUCCGCUCUCUGAGGCUCCUCUGCAGUCAGUGACAGUACAAGCUCCUCCUCCUCCAGACUUAACUGGAACUCCUCCUCCACCUCCUCCUCCACCACCAGCGGCUCCACCCCCCCUUCUUCCUCCAGGAGGUGGUACGACCCAUCUAUUAGGAGAUCUGACUGAUGGCAGCUCAGGUUGUAAAAAGAAGAAGCCCAUUCAAACCAAAUACCGCAUGCCGCUGUUGAACUGGCAGGCCCUCAAGUCCAACCAGGUGGCCGGAACCGUCUUCAACGAGCUGGACGACGAGAACGUCUUAGAGGAGCUCAACAUGGAGACUUUUGAGGAGCAGUUCAAGACCAAGGCUCAGUCGGCCCCUGUAGAACUGGGGACCCUCAAGAUGAAACUGGCCCACAAGACCCCCAGUAAAGUGUCUCUGAUGGAGCCCAACAGGGCCAAGAACCUGGCCAUCACUCUGCGCAAGGAAGGAGUGGCUGCAUCCGAUAUCUGCUGUGCAAUCGAGACGUACAACCAGAGGGCUCUGAGUCUGGACUUCCUGGAGCUGCUGGAGCGCUUCAUCCCCACGGAGUACGAGACGAAGCUCAUCCACGGCUACGAGUGCGACGGGAGGCCCCUGGACGAGCUCAGCGAGGAGGACCGCUUCAUGGUGCGCUUCAGCAAGAUCCCGCGGCUCUCGCAGCGCAUCAGCACGCUCACCUUCAUGGGCAACUUCAGCGAGAGCGUCCAGCUAGUACAGCCGCAACUGAACGCCGUCAUCGCCGCCUCGAUGUCGAUCAAAUCCUCCAGCAAGCUGAAGAAAGUCCUGGAGAUCAUCUUAGCAUUUGGAAACUACAUGAACAGCAGCAAGCGAGGGGCAGCGUACGGCUUCCGCCUGCAGAGUUUAGAUCUGCUGUUAGACACCAAGUCUACAGACCGGAAGCAGACAUUGCUGCACUUCAUCGUCAGCAUCAUCCAGGAGAAAUACCCCGACGUCCGGUCCUUCUUCACAGAGCUGCACUUCCUGGACAAGGCGGCGCUGGUUUCUCUCGACAGCAUCCUGCAGGACGUGCGAUCUCUGGAGAGAGGCAUGGAGGUCACCAGGAGGGAGUUCUCUGUGGAGAAAGACAAUCCUGUGCUGCAGACGUUCCUCAGCAGCAACACCGAGCUGCUCCACUCGCUUAUAGCUGAUGGCAAAACCGCCCAGGAUGUGUACGACUCUGCCGUGGAGUACUUUGGAGAGAACUCUAAAACCACGCCGCCCUCCGUCUUCUUCCCUGUGUUCGUGAGGUUCAUCAAAGCAUACAAGCAAGCCGAGCAGGAGAACGAGAGGACGAGACAACAAGUCCUGAACUGUGACGCUCCAUCAACUCCACCUAAACAUGAAGUCACGGGGAGAAAGGUCUGUGUGACGUCCAAACUGCCACAGAUGGACCUGAUAGCAGAGCUGAAGAGGAGGCAGGUGUCUCCUCUGGUGAGGGAGGGGAAGGACGGAGCCAUCGAGGACAUCAUCACAGCUCUUAAGUCCGUGCCCUUCACGGCUCGCUCUGCCAAACGCUCCUCUCGUCUCUUCUGCGACUCCGUCUUCAGCGACGAGGUGACGUCGUCUUCUUCUUCUUCUUCUUCUUCUUCUUCUCUCUUCCACUCCACUGAACGAGCAGCCGUUUCUCUCUCACUGCACCUUUAAACUCUUUUAAAAUUCACAUAUUUGUGUUUGUUUUUCUCAACUUAUUACAACUUUAUUCUCAGAAUAUCAGUUUCUGCCCUUAAUAUUCCCUGAAUGUUGUAAAUAAAUUAAUCUGAACUAUACAGUUUUGUUUUUAUACUAUUGAAACGUUUCUCCUCACAAAAUUACAACUUUAUCUUGUGACAGUUUUUCUUAUCAUGUCACAACUUCAUUCUUAAAAUCAUCAGCCCUGAUGAUUUGUACGUGAGAGAAGAUAUCAAUACUUUUACUUUUUGUUUUGCUAAUUACAUACUUUUACUUGAGUUAAGUGUCGACUGUCUCGAACUAUUGGUGAAGUUGUUUCACAGCGAGCUGUUAGUGCUUUUGCCUAAAGGACCUUAAUAUUACAACACAAAGGUGUUGAAGAGUUUUGUCCUCGGUGUGUUCCGUUCUUCGUCCUCAGAUUUAAGGAAUCAGCCGUACAGACGGACGGACGCCGGCAGACGCAGCGCCAAGUGGAAACCGGGACAACAGCUCCACGUGUCCUCGGACAUCU
Anarrhichthys ocellatus (wolf-eel) is the source of this 4459-nucleotide messenger RNA. RefSeq names its product formin-like 1b (gene fmnl1b). The record is from RefSeq and is a predicted model, not a curated record. NCBI's taxonomy places the organism in Eukaryota, Metazoa, Chordata, Actinopteri, Perciformes, Anarhichadidae. The transcript is spliced from 26 exons. Gene Ontology annotation, cellular component: cytosol. Gene Ontology annotation, biological process: cortical actin cytoskeleton organization; cell migration; regulation of cell shape. Gene Ontology annotation, molecular function: actin filament binding; small GTPase binding. Bases 616 to 3924 code for a protein of 1102 amino acids.